AUGCGCACAUGCACCGGCGAGGUCUCGGCUCAACAGGAAGUUGAGUCUCGAGGUGGUGAUGAUUCUCGGUAACGGAGCCUUCAGGCAUUUCUGGGCAAUGGGCUUGAUUUUCUGGUUCUAUUUCCAUUCGUUCCUUUAACUGUGCUUUCGUAGCAGAGCCAGAUUCUGAGGGGUGUUGCAUCUGGAGGAAACGUAUCGACUGCUCGUUCAUUGCCAUCGUUUAAAGUAAAGUUCAUGUCAGUCUUGACACAAAAGCAAAACAUCACGAAUACUGGAAACUCUACAGAAAACUUAGGAAACACACAACAGGCGUCUGCGGAGAAAUAAAAAGAACUAAAGUUUCAGAAAAUCAUUCAGGAGAACUCAAAAACUGCUUACCAACUGCCUGUCUGAGGAAGACAUUUUGAUACCAUUGUGACAACACCCCUCUGCAAGAGAAAUAGGACAGAACACAUUUAUUAUAGUGUCUCUGGACAGAAGAAACUUUAAUGCUAUGAAGUUCAGAGGAAUCUUGCUUGAAAUUGGGAUUUGUUUAGUAAGGCAGAGUUCUCAGCAACGGCGCCAUCAAUUCUUGUGCAUCAGUUAGUAGUUCGUAUAUCAACCGGACCUUUAUUCUCUUCUGAUGGUUUUUAACAGUUUCCAACACAGGAUGGACUUCAGUGAGGCAUACUCUAAUACUUGUUCAGCUGCUGGAUUUGCUGCAAAAAAAGGAAAUGUAGAACUUUUGAAAACCUUGAUUCAAAAAGGUCAUAGCCUUGACAUUGCAGACAACCGUGGUUGGUGCCCAAUCCAUGAAGCUGCAACUCACAAAUCUUUGAGAUGUUUGAGACUCUUAAUUCAUGCAGCUUCUUCUGCUCAGUACAUAGAUUUAAAGACUUUUGAAGGUGAAACAGCUCUACAUCUUGCUGCAAAAUGUGGCCAUUUAAAAAUCGUUCAGAUUCUGCUAAAGGCUGGGGCAAAUCCGAAUGCCAUCACAAAUGAAAACGUAACACCACUUUUUUUAGCGAUUGAGAAAGGUGACAUUGCUGUUGCAAAGACUCUUUUAAAGCAUGGAGGAAGAAUUAAUGGGCCCCAUUCUGCGUGUUUAUGGAGCGUUCUACAUCAGGCUGCUUAUCAGGAACACUUAGAAAUACUGAAGCUCUUGCUUGAAAAAGGUGCUGAUAAAGAAGCCAGGGACGAUUAUGGAAUUACACCAUUGUUUCUUGCUGCUCAGUAUGGAAAACUGGAAAGUAUAAGAGUUCUUCUGCAACAUGGUAGUGAUGUUAAUUGCCAGGCCUUUGAUAAGGCCACACCUUUGUUUAUAGCAGCUCAGGAAGGCCAUGUAGAAUGUGUUGAACUGCUGUUGUCAAAUGGUGCUGAUACAAACCUUUACUGUAGUGAAGAUGAUUGGCAGUUGCCCAUUCAUGCUGCUGCCCAGAUGGGGAAAGUCAAGGUAUUGGAAUUCUUGAUACCAAUCACUGAUCGACUAUGUGAUACAGAAAGGAAUAAAGUGAGCCCAGUCUAUUCAGCCGUGUAUGGAGGACAGCAAACAUGCUUAAAAAUGUUACUACAGGCAGGUUACAGUCCCGAUGCCCAAGAGUGCCCAUUGUAUGACUGCCUAUCACCAUUGUGCAUGGCUUUUUCUCGGAGGUUUUUUGCACUUGUUUACAUCCUUCUUAAAGCUGGAGCUGUUGUAACAGGUCUUCAUUAUUGUUAUUGCCUGCAAUAUCAGUGCUUCCAUCUGCUGCAGUUUCUUCUGGCACAGGGUUAUACAUUACCAUCAGGCACUCAUUUGGCUGAUAUUGUAAAAUAUGGAUUAUUAUCAGGACAUCAAUACAAGCAGUGGUUGCCUCACCUAUUACUAGCUGGAUUGAAUCCUGUUGAUUUGCUUAGUGAAGUGUGGUUAAAUACUGCCAAUGAUAACAUGCUUAACUUUACACUUGAAUUUACAAACUGGAAGAGGCUUCCUUCAGUUGUGGAGCAGAUUCUUUUCUGUCGUAGAGCAAACUCCACUUGGAUUCAUCAGAAAUAUUUUGAUGAUAUUCCUUCGUUGACACACCUCUGUCGUUUAAAAAUUCGAUCAACUCUGAAAAGUGAAUUCCUUCGUUCUGAUAAAUUUAUUCGUCAAUUACCACUCCCUGUCUGUCUGCAUGAUUUUCUUCUUUAUAAAGAAAUAUUGAAAUUAUAUGGCAUUCCAGAAACUUCAGAGAUUCCAGAAGAGAUCCACAGUGAAAAUAAUUACAUAUAAUAUUCAGAAGACUGAUUAUAGCAAACAUCUGAUGUGUAUAAGAAAGAAGAAAAAGAAGUGAUGAAUAGUCUGCAGCAAAAGUUCAUUUUCACCAUUGCCAUUUGAAGAUGUGAAAAACAGGAUGGCUUGGACGACCAGAACAGAAUUAUUCGAUAUAAAAUAUAACUGAACAAAGGAAAUAGAGUUGGUGACUGACCUUCCAAGCAGAGAGAGUUCAGACACAGAUUGUGAUGAGACGAAGAAAUGAAACCAGUUACCUACUGGAGAUUCCUUUCCCUGACUUCACUUUGCUCCUGAUCAUUUAUUCAGUACCACUGUGCAAUGUAUUAAACUUAUUUCACCGCUGCUUUAUUUAAUUAAAACUGUACGGAAACAUUUUCAUAAA
This is a messenger RNA of Hemiscyllium ocellatum (epaulette shark), 2612 nucleotides long. It is a transcript of the gene asb3, whose product is annotated as ankyrin repeat and SOCS box containing 3. Gene Ontology annotation, cellular component: cytoplasm. Lineage: Eukaryota; Metazoa; Chordata; Chondrichthyes; Orectolobiformes; Hemiscylliidae. Gene Ontology annotation, biological process: intracellular signal transduction. Gene Ontology annotation, molecular function: protein binding. The transcript is spliced from 13 exons. Bases 623 to 2227 code for a protein of 534 amino acids. The record is from RefSeq and is a predicted model, not a curated record.